AUUGUUCAUAUCUUCUUUGCUGUUUGCGGAUUCUUACACUCUUUUCCUUCGAACCCCUCACCCCUAUUCCACAUAUUCAACGUUCAAUUCAACAUGCGGCUCUUCGCUAUUCUCGCCAUCCUAGCCCCCGUCCUGACCAAGGUGGAUGCAACAUGUAACAAAGCCUGGUUCGACCCUCACUGGCCCAUCACACUCGAGCAGACCGCAAGCUACGCCUUGGGAUUAUGUAGGACGGACCUGAACGGCACCUACAGACAAGAUGAGACGAGAAGACGCUGUGCACAGGUCGCGUAUCAGCCCGUAAAUGCGCAAUUCAGCAUAACCUGGACAGGCUGGGGCCAUGGGAACAUCACAGAUGUCGAGUGCUUCGAAAGACUGAUGGAUGAGAUCACCGGGUGUGAAUCCGGCGGUAUGACGAGAGCUGGUGGCUGGUUGUUCAUAGGCAUUCCCACUUAUAAUGAUUGCCCUGUCGAUAUCAAUUGA
Molecule: messenger RNA, 483 nt
Organism: Periconia digitata
Lineage: Eukaryota; Fungi; Ascomycota; Dothideomycetes; Pleosporales; Periconiaceae
Source: the annotation of a GenBank genome assembly